UCCCCCUUUCUCGUACAUGGUACGAUCCCUUCCCGUUCGAAGUUGAAGCGGGAGGAAGUUGUCGAUGUGUUGCCGGUUGUUGAUGUUUCUCUAAAAAAGAAAAGGCACCGCAGUCUCCUUACAGUGCAGUUUUUGUUGUACAAGAUGGACGUGACGACCUGUCUGAAGUCUCUGCUGCUGGCUAUACAGCAGUACAGAGACAGCAGGACAGCGCAGCACGCAGCGCAGCUACAAAAACAGGUGGAGAAGUUUUCAGGCCUAAAGUGCGAGCAGCUGCUGUCCUCAGCUCAGGUUCUGCCCAGCGAGUGUGUGAGUGGGCUGGUAGAGCUGGCUGGAAACCCAAGCACCAGCCCCACCCUGACGAGCUCCAUCAUCGCCCUGCUGUCACAGCUAGCCUGCGACGAUCAGAGCCGGGAGAUUUUGCACAGCAGCUACAACCUCACCAGCACCCUGGCUGCUGUCAUACACUGUCACAGCAACACACCCGGGGAGCCUCUGGUGCUGCAGUGCCUCCAGGUGCUGCAGAAGCUGACCUACAACACUCGCAUCUUCCAGUCCGCCAGCUGCAUCCACGAGCUCAUCACUUUUCUCAUGACCAACAUCCAAUCUCAAAAUGAAGACGUUGUCAUGUCAUGUCUCGGCCUCUUGGCCAAUCUCUGUCGCGACAACGUCUCCGUGCAGAUCUACAUCAAGUCUCUGGACAACGUGAAGCAGUUUUAUCGCACACUGAUCAACUUUCUGGCGCACAACAGCCUGACUGUGGUGGUCUUCACGCUGUCUAUACUGGCCAGCCUCAGCCUGAAUGAGAAGGUUGGAGAGAAGCUCUUUGAUGCAAAGAACAUCCAUCAAACGUUCCAGCUUGUGUUCAACAUCAUCGUGAACGGUGAUGGUACUCUGACCAGAAAAUACUCAGUCGACCUUUUGGUUGAUUUGUUAAAGAACCCCAAAAUAGCUGAUUACCUAACAAGGUAUCCCCACUUCUCGGCAUGUGUGUCUCAAGUGUUAGGACUGCUGCAUUCGAAAGACCCAGACCCUGCAGCCAAGGUGUUGGAGCUUCUCCUCGCCAUGUGCAGUGUCUCAGGUCUGCGCUCGCUCCUGUGCGAGGUGGUUUUCAAACCGGCGGGACCUAAACUCAGAGCCGCAGGAGGGGACGGUGGACGCAAGGCGCAGUGUGGGCUGGCACUGGUGCAGUGGCUGAGCUCGGCCGUGGAGGGUGGCGAAUCUUGCUCUCUGCAGGUCCUGCAGCUAUUGAGCGAGUUACUGGAGGAGACGCUGGGAGCAGAGAGUAUGCCUGAUUCUACACUGAGCUUUGUGGAAAUGCUGCUUCCGACACUGUUAGGGCUGCUGAAGGGCCUCAAUCUCUCACAGGGAGAUGCUCACCUGAGAAAACACUGUCUCCGCAUCAGCUACGUCACCAGCCUGCUGCUAAUCCUGUGCACGGAGGAGGCCACCAGAUCCUCGGUGUCCUGUCAGAUAAGCGCUCAGCUGUGCCUCUCACAGGUUGAAGCGCUCCUCUCAUGUUGCCAUAGCAGCAAUCCACUCAGCUGUCUACCUCCCAGCUCUGACGAUGAUCUCAGUCAGGUGUGUGCAGAAGCUCUGCUGAAGACCCUGGAGUUGAUGAGCAAACUGAGACAGCAUGUGAAGGACAUGGAGACCAGCUUCUACAGGAUGCUGCAGGACCAGAGGAUUGUGACGCCGCUGUCUCUGGCCCUCACGUCCCACCACAGAGACCGUGUGCAGACCGGUCUCUCUCUGCUGUUUGAAGCCACUCCCCUCCCAGACUUCCCCUCGUUCGUUCUGGGAGAAAGCAUCGCCGCCAACAACGCUUAUCGCCAGCGAGAGGCCGAGCUGUCUGUGAAGCGUGUGGCAGUGCAGGAAGUCCCGCCUCUCAGGACAAACGCCAGCACGCUGGACUCUUCCAGUGUUUCCAGCAAAAGUGUCCACAGUCUGGUGGAGAAGAUUCAGACUGGGCUGGAGCUGCAGGAGCAGGUCAAAGACUCGCACGUGUCCGAGAUCAUCGACGUGUACGAACAGAAGCUGGUCGCGUACGCGUCUAAGGAGAGCCGUCUGCAGGACUUGUUGGAGGCGAAGGCUCUGGCUCUUUCUCAGGCCGACCGUCUCCUCGCUCAGUAUCGCCUUCAGAGAGCUCAGGCUGAGGCUGAGGUAACAUGCGUCGUCUCUGGAGCUGCAGAAGAGUCAGCUGGAGACGAAGCUGAAGCAGAAGGAGGACGAGUUGAACAAACACUCUGCGAUGAUCGCCAUGAUCCACAGCCUCAGCAGCGGCAAGAUGAAGAGCGACGUCAAUCUGUCGCUCUGAGCGGCGGCCGAGCUGCACCGGGGAAAAUCUGAUUUUAAAAACAUGAGAAAUGAUCUUAUAACACGUGAAUAACAAGACUUCAAAGUUCAGGCUGUAGAAAUGAAACUUUGGGCUGGUUUAUCAGGACGUGCAGAUGUGUGACAGUUCUGCUCUGCAGGUUCAAUGAGACGGAGCGGCUGCUGAAGGAGGUGCAGGCGGCUCACGUUUCUCUCACCAAACACACCGACACCCUGAAGAAGAGCCACGAAGCCCUCCAGCUGCAGCAAAACAAGACGGCGUCAUUGUUGCAGGAGAGAGAAGAGGAGAUCAGAUCGCUUAAUUCAGAUCUACAGAAGAAAAACGGUGAAAUCUCAGGUCUGCGCGCUGAACUCCGGGCUGAGGAGGAGAAGGUGAAGGAAAAGGAGCAGGAGAGGAGAGACCUGGAGGAGACGGUGGAUGUUUUAAGGAAAGUUGCACGAUGGGAAGCCGGUUAUCACGGCAGCCGUCGUGGUCGAUCUGCAGAGCAGCUGUGA
This is a messenger RNA of Neolamprologus brichardi, 2829 nucleotides long. NCBI's taxonomy places the organism in Eukaryota, Metazoa, Chordata, Actinopteri, Cichliformes, Cichlidae. The record is from RefSeq and is a predicted model, not a curated record.